UAAAAUACAACAACAAUAAAUAGGUUUAUGGUAAAAUUCGAUGCCCAAACUCUUAUCAAAGACAAAAGGUUCUGGAUCGCUUCUUUUCUCAUUGCUUGGGCCGCUGCUCUCCAGGGGCAUAUGAUGUGGAUGCAAAGGCAGGACACUUUCAAGCAAAUAUAUCUACUUCACAUUCUUGGUGAGUUUAGGGUUCAUAAAACUUGCUAUAGAAUCUAA
Hibiscus syriacus is the source of this 216-nucleotide messenger RNA. RefSeq lists its product as uncharacterized. The coding region runs from base 28 to 216 and encodes 62 amino acids. The record is from RefSeq and is a predicted model, not a curated record. Lineage: Eukaryota; Viridiplantae; Streptophyta; Magnoliopsida; Malvales; Malvaceae. The transcript has 2 exons.